This is a messenger RNA of Centropristis striata (black sea bass), 2277 nucleotides long. RefSeq names its product mucolipin TRP cation channel 3b (gene mcoln3b). Gene Ontology annotation, cellular component: lysosomal membrane; plasma membrane. NCBI's taxonomy places the organism in Eukaryota, Metazoa, Chordata, Actinopteri, Perciformes, Serranidae. The transcript is spliced from 14 exons. The record is from RefSeq and is a predicted model, not a curated record. Gene Ontology annotation, molecular function: NAADP-sensitive calcium-release channel activity. The coding region runs from base 227 to 1909 and encodes 560 amino acids.
UGUCGUGAAAAAAGUACCUGAGCCAGAGGUGUUUGGUCACAAGACAACACACUCGAGAACUUCAGCCGGGUAUAUUUACUUUAGUCAUGACUCUCACAGUAAAACAACAAAUCGAGUGAUGUUAUGCAUUUUUAAUAAGACCAAGACAUUUUGGAUACAACGGGCGUGUCGCAGACGCAGGUGGAUGUAACAAAGUUGAUUAAUCUGCUGCGGGACAUUGGCAGAUAUGGAGGAGUCCAGUGAUUUGUAUGACGUGUAUGAGACAAAUGACCCCCCUCCAUGGGCAGACAACCAACAUCAGUGUCUGGAGGAUCUCGACAAUGCAGACGGUCUCAGAAGAAAGAUCAAAUACUACUUUAUGAACCCCUGUGAGAAGUACCACGCUCGCGGCCGAAAGCCAUGGAAACUUGUACUGCAGAUUGUCAAAAUUGCCAUUAUUACUAUCCAGUUAGUGUCUUUUGGGCUGAGCAACCAGAUGGUCGUCACAUUUAAGGAGGAAAAUCUGAUUGCAUUCAAGCACCUCUUCUUGAAAGAUUAUGUCGAUGGAGGCAUGGAUACAUAUGCUGUUUACAGACAGACUGAUGUUUAUGAUCACAUCGAUUACAUCCUUGAACAGUAUGGACAUCUGCACAACAUCACAGUCGGCAAUCACGCAUAUGAGAAAAAUGGUGCCCUCUACACGCCUCUGUCAGUGUGUCAGCAGUUCUACAGAAAUGGUACCAUCUACCCUGGAAAUGAAACCUUUGAAAUUGAUGCCCAAGUGGAAACUGAUUGCAUCAAAGUUUACCCGAUGUAUCAUCCGUCAUUGCAGGAAGCAUUCCCACAAUUUGAACUGCAUUUCAAAAGGAUGAUUUCUGUCAAGAUCACAUUUGUCCUGAAGGCUAUAAAUUUACAGACAGUGAGACACCGAGAGCUGCCAGACUGCUACGACUUUACUGUUAUUAUCACUUUCAACAAUGAAGCUCACAGCGGCAGGAUAAAGGUUGACUUGGAAAAUGAUGUAGACAUCAAUGAAUGCAGAGACUGGAAAGUAACUGGAGCAUCUGCAAGAAACAUAUACCUGACUGUGCUGUUUGACUGCCUCAUCAUUAUAACGUGCAUCACCUCCUUCAGCCUCUGCACACGCUCAGUGAUCAAUGGGAUUCAGCUGCAGUUGGAAUACACACUCUACUGCAAGAACGACUGUGGUAAAGAAGUCCCAUGGUCUGACAAGUUGGAGUUUGUGAAUGGCUGGUACAUCCUUAUCAUCGUUAGUGACACCUUGACCAUAAUUGGCUCCAUUCUCAAGAUUGAGAUCCAGACCAAGGUCCUCACAAGUUAUGAUGUGUGUAGCAUCUUCCUUGGGACCGGCACCAUGUUUGUCUGGAUUGGGGUUAUCCGCUACAUGGGCUACUUUAGGAAGUAUAAUAUUCUCAUCCUGACACUGAGGGCAGCGUUCCCAAAUGUUAUCCGUUUCAUCUGCUGUGCUGGAAUCAUCUACCUCAGUUACUGUUUUUGUGGCUGGAUCGUCCUUGGCCCGUAUCAUGAGAAGUUCCGUACCUUGAACACAGUGUCAGAGUGUCUGUUCUCCCUGAUCAACGGCGACGACAUGUUUCCCACCUUUAAGAACAUGAAGCAGAAGAGCAGCCUGGUGUGGAUCUUCAGCAGGGUCUACCUCUAUACAUUUGUCUCCCUCUUCAUCUACAUGAUCCUCAGCCUUUUCAUCACACUCAUCACCGACACCUACGACACCAUCAAGCAGCAGCAGCAGAGUGGAACCCCGACAUCGGAGCUGCAGAAAUUCAUGUCUGUGUGUAAAGAUCUGCCAAACUCUGGGCUGUACAGACUGGACGAGAACAAAAGCUGCUUCUUGAACUGCUGCAGCACCAGGUUCACGACGCUUCGAGAGAGGUUGACUUCAGAGGCCUAGCUCCCCUUUAAUAUGGAAAUAUUGAAAGGCUUUAAUGUAUAAGCUAUAACCUAACAAUUGAUGUGCACUUUACAUUUUAUUGGGAGAGUUUGGAAAAUACUUUCUCCCCUUUAACAUUUUGUUCAUGGUGAUUGAUUUAAGGAGCAGUUUGUAAGUUCUAGAAAUGCCAAACGGGAAACGAGGGAAUGAUACGUUAAAGUUUGGUCUCUAUGAUGAACGGAUACAGAGAGCACUUUGUAAAUAAGCUUAUUUAUAUUGACAUGUAGAUGAAAAAAAUAUGAGUAUUGUUUUACCCGAGCACGUCAUUUGGAUUGAUCACCAUGUUGUACACUGAAGAUUAAAUAAAUAAACAGUAAUGUAGAUAAUUA